AUGUCAAGAACGCCAAAGACGACAUCGAACGGCUUCGCAGAGAAGUUGCGGACUUUGGGGCUAUCACAAAGCGAGUUCAACAUCUCGUCGAAAGGCGUCGUGGACAGGACCUGGAAGCGUCUCGUCAGUUGGAUUCGGCGAUCAAAGAUGGCCAUUCGAGACUUGAAGAACUUGCGCAAAAACUCAAACCUUCGAAGCGUAAGAAGGCAAUGA
Fusarium odoratissimum NRRL 54006 is the source of this 213-nucleotide messenger RNA. RefSeq lists its product as uncharacterized. Lineage: Eukaryota; Fungi; Ascomycota; Sordariomycetes; Hypocreales; Nectriaceae. The record is from RefSeq and is a predicted model, not a curated record. The transcript has a single exon. Bases 1 to 213 code for a protein of 70 amino acids.